CGUCUUCAAAAGCAACCAACGUUGAAUAACGAAAGCCGUACAAUUCAUUCCGAGUCGGACCAAGUUGUCCGUUCCUGCCGAAAUGGCGACCGUCACAUUCGCACCCCAGCAACUCCGAUCCUUCUUCUUCCUCCUCCUCUUGGCCACCGCGCCUUCGCCGACCCACUCCCUCUCCUACUCUCAGUACAAAACCCUCUUCUCCCUCGCCCACUCCCUCGCCGCCCGCGUCGCCAACCUCCGCGCCUCCCGCGGCGACGUCGCCGGAGCUGACCGCGCCAGGGCCAUCUCCCAGAGGCUACGGCCCGGUCGGUGGCUGGGGCUCGGGUUCUGGCGGUCGGCGUGGUCGGUGGGGUGGGACUACGCCCGCAACUACGCGUGGGGCUGGAGGGACCUCGAGUACCGUGAGAUGUACGGCGCCGUCCCGGAGCUGAGCGAGCUGCUGAGUCUGGUGGGGGAUUUCGCGAGGGCGGAGUCGGCGGCGGAUAGGGCGAGGUGGAUUGGGAGGAAUUACGGGAACGCCCUGCGGGUCUCGAAGUCGGUCUUCGUGAGGCUUCUCAGAGUGUUCAGCAAAUCGGGUCCACUGAGGGAGGUGGUAGAGACCAUGCAAAAGGAAGUGGUGGAUGGUAAUUUCCUGAGGGAUUGUCUGGAAUUGGGAAGUAAUGACUUGAAAGGACUAAUCCAAAUUUUGAAGGAUCUUACUUCUGAAUAUUCCUCGUCACCUGAUCAUGGCCAUGAUCUCUAGAACAUCGCCCAGGACUUGUAUUUGGAACCAAGCUGAAGGUCACUGGGUAAGCACUAUGUCUGAGGAACAUAGAGAAGUAGAGAACUCCGAUUGCUAGGUGUCGUCUUAGUCAUCCUGUUAUUGUUUGGGGUUUCUUCAGCAUCUUUUCUGUGGUGGAGAGCAGUGAAUAGUUCUCACUUGUAAAGAUGUAAUUCUUUGUCUUUAAUGGGAUAGUUUUCAAUUUC
Molecule: messenger RNA, 966 nt
Organism: Rhodamnia argentea
Lineage: Eukaryota; Viridiplantae; Streptophyta; Magnoliopsida; Myrtales; Myrtaceae
Exons: 3
Coding region: 83-742 (219 amino acids)
Source: RefSeq, a predicted model, not a curated record